Molecule: messenger RNA, 1057 nt
Organism: Pseudo-nitzschia multistriata
Lineage: Eukaryota; Bacillariophyta; Bacillariophyceae; Bacillariales; Bacillariaceae
Source: the annotation of a GenBank genome assembly
GUAAAUUUCUGGUUAAUGUUUUUCCAUUUCUCAUCAGCCCAACUGCCUGCUUUUGAUGACCACGCACUUGAAAGAUGCGUAAAGAAUUUUUGGGGUUCAUGCAUACGGUAUCCUUUCGAUGCUCCCUUUGCGUGCGGUAGAACAAUUGCAAACUACACUCGGCUUUCACUCUUUCUCGAUCGAUUUCUCUGAAACAAAUUAGCAAAGCAUAACAAUGAAGUUGACAAUUGCUGGUCUCGUAUUGGCUACGUCUUCGGUUGCGGCAUUCCAACAACCGAAGGCCACACCCGCGAGUGAUGUGGAAUCGUCGAGAAGGUCCUUCGUUUCCAACGGAGCAGCGGCGCUCAUCGCUGGUGUAGGGUUGGCGCAACCAUCUUUCGCGGGAGGACUUUUGGACGAGUUCGGAACCGACCCCACGAAAAUCAGCAAUGCUCCAAAGAAGGAGGUCCGCGAGGCCGUAGUCGCCCAAUCGAAGGUUGAGUCGAACUACGAGCCAAAUCUUCGAUCGAACUACUACUAUCCUACGAACAAGAAACGGUAUUUGCCAAGAAUCAAAAAGUGCAACGACGCCAUCCCUGGGGCCGCCUCGAUGAUCGGAAACGAAGACUGGGAAGCUGCUGCUGAAUUCGCCGACAAGAUCGCGGAAGAUACGAUCCUUCCCAUGAAACUGUACACGUCUAGUCUUCUUGGUGGAGGUACAAACGUCAAGGUUUCCUUUGCCAAAGAUAUGAACGAGUCGGCUAAGGCUUUCGAAAAGGCACAAAAGGCUUUGUCGAAGGCAAUUAGCAAGAAGGAUCAGAAAAAGAGCAGUGCCGCAUUGGAGGAUCUUUCGUCGGCUCUCUUGACCUACAGAACUGCCGGGCGGCUGUUGGGACCCGAUGGAGGAGGCGAUAUUCCUUCCGUGGACGAAAUCCGUCGAGCUGCCUGCCGUGUGCAAGGGCGAACCUUCGAACAGAAAGUGAAGAGCCGUGACGCUCGGUUGAAAGAAAGCGAGUCCGUCGCUUCGAAAUAAAGAAAACUUUGUCAUUUAGAAUAGCAAUAGAUAUAGCGAAAGAUU